This is a messenger RNA of Rangifer tarandus platyrhynchus (Svalbard reindeer), 3273 nucleotides long. The record is from the annotation of a GenBank genome assembly. Lineage: Eukaryota; Metazoa; Chordata; Mammalia; Artiodactyla; Cervidae.
UUUAAAAAAGCUUCCUCCGAUUGCUCUCAGGGUCUUCGGGCCGGUCCUUACCCUAAGCAAUGCCGCCCGCUCCUCUCCGUCCCGCCCCCGCUUGUUGCUGGCGGAUAUGCAUCUUCUAUUGAUGAUAUUUUGGAAGAUGAAGAACAUUAUGCGGAUCAGUUAAAGGAGUAUCUUUUUUAUGCAGAAGCAUUGCGAGAGUUUGUCAAAAAUGCUUGGGCUGAUAUUGAACGCUUCAAAGAACAAAAGAACCAUGAUUUAAAGGAGGCCCUCAUCAGCUACGCAGUCAUGCAGAUCAGUAUGUGCAAAAAGGAAAAUAACAGUAAUCACUACCUCAGACAACAUGACCCCAUAAGAACCUUAUCAAAGUUGGGUACAUGUGGUAGACAGUAUAAUACACUAGAAAUGAAUAUGGACAUGAGUGAUAAAAGUGAGGAAAACACACAUCUCUCCACAAGUGGCUCCAAAGGAAUUGUAACUAAAAGUCAGAAAAUUAAGAGAGUCCCGGGCACUCGGAGAAUCCGGGCAGCCCCCGGCUGGAGCCAUGUCCCGGAACCUGCGCACUGCUCUCGUUUUCGGUGGCUUCAUCUCCCUGAUCGGCGCCGCCUUCUACCCAUCUACUUCCGGUCCUUAAUGCGGCUGGAGCAGUACAAGAAGAACAAACCAUUAAUCGAGCUGUUGAACCAGAGCUCUCUGAAGUUAUCCCUCUAUCCAAGCGCCGACCACCCACCCACGUGCCCUAUGGGCACUUACCUGGGCAGGCCCUGCCCCUCACCCCCACCCCGGGCUCUGGGGGGCCAGCACCUGCCAGGACGGCUCGGCUGCCCCCAGCCCGAUCCCCGCCCCCGCCGGUUUUCCGUGGCCGGCCCAGGUCACCCAGCUGUCCGUGCCCCGCUGUCCACUCGCAGGCCAGCCCACAAGUAUCCGGUGACUCUGCAUCUGCGCUUUGUCCGAGCGUCUCUGAGAUGGUGGUGUAUGAUCCCGCAGGCCCUGCGCUCCUUCCUGGGGGUCCUCACCUCCCUCUGCAGGCGACACCAUCAGAGGAAGGCGGUGCUGGGUGCUCGCAUCUCCACGAUGUGCCGCGGCUCAGCGUCCGCAGUGGGCACGGUCCCUGGGUGUGGUGGGCGCCAGCAGCAGGUCACCCCCGUGCCGCCCACCACACUCAGGUGUGCCCCGGGCUCCUGCACAGAGAAGACGGUGAGGAGCGCCCUGGGAGAGAGCGGGAAGGGGCUGGCCCAGCAGGAGGGAGACCCCGCAUUCAGACAGAAGGACCAUCAGAAAGGGGGUCCCGAUGGCUCUCGGGGUGCACGGUCAACAUUUAGGCCCUUUGGGGCCCGGGGAGACUUCUCUGCCUUCGUGCCCAGGCCUGGGCCUCUGCGGAGAAACCUCCACGCCGAGAGCUCGGUAGACACAUCCGCCGAGAAACUCCAGACCUCUUGUGUGAGCUCCUGCCCCCAAAGAAACGCCAUCACGAGCUCCCACAGCUCCACCCGAGGUUUCCCGCCAGGGCAGAGGAGGACGGGCCCCCGCAUGCCGCGAGGGCUGCCCCGGAGGUCCUCGAGGAAAGCGAGCGACGGGGGCCCGGCGCCGCCCUGUGCCGCCCCGGUGGCUUCCCAGAGCAACAGCCGGCCUGAGGACGCGGAAGCUUCCAGGGGGCAGAAACGCACCUGGGAGAAUGGCCCCCCCACAUCGGACAGUCCCAGGCCCGGAAAACGCAGGUUUCCUCUGCUGCCGCGCAGGCGAGGGGAGCCGCUGAGGCUGCCCGCACCCCCUGAGCUGGGUUUCCGAGUCACCGCCGGAGACCUGGACGCGGAGAAAGCAGCGGCGCUCCGGCGCAUCAACAGCGCGCUGCGGGAUGAGACCCCGUCCCCGCAGCCCUACCGUCCCUUCCCCGCACCGGCCGACCCUCCGGUCCCCGGCAGGGCUCCUCGGCCCGAGAGAGGCCAGAGGGAGUCGGCCUCCCCAGCGCCAGUAGACGCCCGGGAGUCUGCUGGAGGGGCCCCCGCUGCGCAUCCUUGGUCAGGGGGAAGGCACGGCUCCUCCCGGCCCCUGUCUCCCCGGUCCCAGCCCCUCCCGGGCCCUCCUUCCCACUCACGGCCCCCCGGCCCUUUCACCUUGCCCACCCAAGCUUCCUCCCCAGGAUCGGGCAGCGCGAGCCUGAAUGCUCGGCCGCCAAGCCCCUCGGCCCCUGCUUCGGCCCCCGCAACAGGCACGGCGGGUGCGAGGGGAAGCCCGGCUCCGGCCUGGGCCCCGGGUUCGGCUUGGCUUCCCGGCUUCCAGAGGCCCGUCCGGGGGCCUCUUAGGAGCGCGGCAGGAGGAGGAGGCCUUUGCCAGCCCCCGGCGUGGGGCCCGGCUGCGGAAGAUGCCACACAGGCCUUCCCUGCAGCGCCGGGCUCCUCGGGCUUGGGGUCCCCCACACCCAUGUGCCUGGACUCUCCUGUCUUCACCCGCCAUAGCCCCCCUCCCGUAUCUGAUCCUCAAUCCCUGCUCCCCAUCGGCCAGCUCAUCAGCCAGCUCAUCGGGUUUUCUCUCCAAACCAGACCCUCACCCUGCACAUCUGGGGGCCUGACUCCCCACCCCGCUUCUGACACUCAGGUCACCCCCAUGGACACCAGUCCACCCUCCCCGUCUCCCCUCUUCGGGUCUCCCCCUGGAUCCAGCAGGAGCCUCUUCCCAUCUUCCCAGGCCCUGCAGACACCCCCCAGGGACAGCGCGGCCUCUGCCACGGUCAGCACCAGCCUGCCUGGACUCCGGUUCAGCUGCUCCUCUCACACCAGAGCCCCGGCCCAGCCCACCUCUGGGGUCCCUGAUGUGCAGCAGCGCCGAGCCCCCGCCUGGGGCCACUCACCACACUGUGGAAACCCGGCAGCUCCAGCCCUAACGGGGAAUCCAACCUCUGCUCCAGGCCCCCCAGCUCCACCCACCAACUCCCCCAUGGGCACCCGUGCCAGCACCCAGCCGGCCUCGGCUGCAUUCCCAGCUGGCCCAGCCCCUGCCGCUGCCACCUGCGUGCCCCAGGCCGUGCCCAGUGCGGGGCCCCGCAGCGGGCCGCGCUGCCCAGCAGUCAGUGGAUCACACACAGCCCCCUGCAGGCCGGGGGGCUCGGCCGCACCUCGGGGCGUUGGAAGUGGAGCGUCCGUCCUGGAUGUCAGCUGCCUCUUUGCUGCUCUCAGCCUUUCAACACAGAGAAGGGGAGCCCGGAGAACCACACACAGCAGAGCGGGAAGAGUGGCCCAGAACACCGGGGCCUUCCUGGCCAGAGCCCCCCCAUGGUGA